UUGUUACAAUAUUGACUGAUAUUAUAUUCGACUGUCGUACAUACAGGGCUUGGCACGCCUGCGCUCGUGCCCGCCGUCCUCCUCACUUGCCCGCGCUCGCACGAGUCGCCCGUACCCACCAUCCUCCGGCCAUCCUCCCCGCUCACUCACCUCGCGCACCCGUUUUUUCCACACUCCAGCUCUGCCCACCGUCUUCUAUUUGCCCUUUCCGUUCCUCCCGCACACGCGGUCUGUUUGUUGGCCGCGGUUGCGUGCUGGGCAUUCGCCCGGUGCGCUCGCCGUCGACAUGCGUGUCAUUGUGUGCGUAUGUGUGCUUGCUGUCCUACUCACCUGCUUGUGCAUGCCCGCCGUCCCACUCGCCCGCCUUUGUGUGCGUUUGUCAGUUGUUCCUGCAUGCUGGGCAUUCAUACGCUGUCGCGUGCCGGCUUGCCCAUCUACCCACCCUCGUGCCUGUUCACUCACCUCCUCACCCGCCCACUUGGCCGUCUGUCCCGCCCUGCAUACUCAGCGUCACCGUGCGUGUCACGCUUGCCAUGCCGUUCGUGUCGCUGUGCCCCGUGCCUGCCGCCCAAGGCUUGCCCCUCCUCCUUGAGUGUCGUUGAGCCUGCACCCUUGGUGCACUCGUCGGUUGUUUGCUCGCGGGGCCUUUGUCCUGUGUGCACGGUGUCGCCGUGUGCGCCGUGCUCGCGUGUCAUUGUACCCGAGACUGCAGUGGGUGGAUUACUCACCUACACUCACCACUCACGUGUAGCGCGCAAUGCGGGCGACGGUGUGUACAGGCGACGCGACGCGGUGAGGGAUGCAGUCGGUGGGCGCGCGCAAUGGUUGAGUGCGGCGGCCAGAUGCGGGAGGCGGCGGCAUGACGUGGCAGCGGCGGGUGUUUGCUGGCGGGUGGCGGCACCUGCAGGCGCUGGCGUUGGUGGCAGCGGCAUCGGUGCGAGCAAGGGUGUUGUGGGCAGUGACGGUGAGGAGAGGACGGCGGCGGUGGGGUGGGAGAGGGGCACGUUAUGGGCGUGCAACCGCAGCGCGAACGCGGCGGCAACGGGUCGACGGCGGAUGCGUGCUGGCGGCUUGCGAUCGCAACGGAUAGCGGUUGGCGGACGUGCGGGGUAGACGUGACAGGACGCGUCGAGGGGGGCGAUGCGUGUAUAUGCGGCGCGCAACGCACGCACCCGCGGUGUUGGAGGGAGACUCAGGGAGAGGGAGAGUUGGACUUAGAGCGUUGAGGGACCCGCUCUCGGUGGACACCGGAUAGAUCACGUGCUGCGCUGACGUGUUCCGCUCAGCGCUUCGCGACCUC
Molecule: messenger RNA, 1300 nt
Organism: Rhodofomes roseus
Lineage: Eukaryota; Fungi; Basidiomycota; Agaricomycetes; Polyporales; Fomitopsidaceae
Exons: 2
Coding region: 307-1113 (268 amino acids)
Source: RefSeq, a predicted model, not a curated record